Molecule: messenger RNA, 3050 nt
Organism: Pyrus x bretschneideri (Chinese white pear)
Lineage: Eukaryota; Viridiplantae; Streptophyta; Magnoliopsida; Rosales; Rosaceae
Exons: 3
Coding region: 452-1042 (196 amino acids)
Source: RefSeq, a predicted model, not a curated record
UUGUUUGUUUCGUAAAAGGAGAGUUUAACUGUUACUCUUUCAAUUCUAUAACGUAAAUCUGAAUAUUAUUAUAUUUUCAAGUCAUAUCUUAUGUGAUUAGUUUUUGUACACAGUAUAAGUUAGUAAACGUACUGGAAGAAGACUCUGUAAAUUUUCUCUAAUGAUUGCAUACAUUUCUGCUUCUAUUCUAAUCCGAUGUAUAUUAGACCGUUCCCGAUUCCCGCAACCACUUCUGGGCGAACACGGUUCCCGCGACUGCCUCUGGUGCGUCUUCUACAACUCCGACAUCAACGAGCUAGAUAGCUCCUUUGCCUGGGGGAUUUGUUAGAAAUGCCAGCCGGCAGUAGUCACACUUCAUGUAUUGGAGCUCUGCUCCUUCUAUCUUCCUCCUUCCCUUUCUUCUAUGUGCAAUAGUUAAGGUUGAGCUAGGGUUGAGAUUUGGGUUUUAACAAUGUUAUCACCCAUAUCGAUUCUUGGAUCCGCUGCCCCUCGUUUCUCUUCCCUGGAAGAUCGUGUUGCUUCCUUGGAGGCUACGAUGGCCUCGUUACCUUCUCUCAUUGACGCUGCUAUCGAAAAGGCCUUUGCAACCAAGCUUCCUGCCUAUUUCGACAAAUUUGGUAACGAGCUGCAUUCUCGAAGCGUUGGGGAAGGCAUCUCUGCCCCUCUUGCCACCGAUCAUUAUGUUUCUCCUGCGAUUGAGCCUAUCCAGCUACCUCGGAGCCCAAUUUGUGUUGGAGGAGUCCAAUCGCAACUUAUUCCGGCAGCAAUCCAAGCUCCACCGCUGCUCUCAUCUUCACCGUUGUUACGAGCACUGGCAACUUCGACCGUCAAGCCACAGUCGAACGAUUCUGUUGCAACCACAUUUUCUCUUCCGGCAUCGAAGACAGUGAUUCAUGCUUCUACGAUGACCAUUGCUCCGUGGCCAAUCCUUAAGCACUCGUUCCCCGAUACCACAAAAACUGGAUCUGAGGUUCUUCUAUUACGGUGUUGGGGUCAUCCCAUUAUGCUCAUGAGAAGUAUGUGUCCCAGCUUACAAAGUUGAGGUGGGGUGAUGGAACAAUUAUGGUCUUGCAGUUCAUGGAUGAGUUGCAAACCCAUGGAGGACAACCAUGUGAUAAUUUGGGCAGAGAACCCUUAUGGGAAAAACAGCCGCAUAUGAUGCAAUUAGGAGAAGAUUAUGCAGAACGUAUGUUGUCUAAGUUCUUGGACUUGAUUAUUCGUGGAAACUUUGAGUUUCAGACUGCCACUUUGUUGCAGCUGCUCAAGCCUUUGUGGAACAUUGUUCGGAUUAGGGAUGAAUCAACCCCUAUAGACUAUAUCCAAGUUGGUAGCAGCGAUAAGUUUCUGAGUUGGGUUGACCAUCAUUUUCCUGAUAUAUAUUCUUGUGGGAGUAUCUUUCAAAUUACCAUUCUUCCUCCGACGCUUGGUCCAUUUCUGAGUAGGCUAGACCAUUCUUUGAAGGGAUUCAUUUGGAGGACACUUUUUGUUGAGCUUUUUGUAAGUAAAUUACAAGGAAGGUCUAUUACUUUUCACCAAUAUGCUACAAGUAUACCACCAAUUGCCUUUGCCAUUCCCUAGAAGCCAACCCCAAAUUCUAAAUACAAAUGGAAUGAGCUUUCCCAUUUUCAAAAUGUGGAGUUCUAUCAUGUUGCGAAGGCAAUUGAGAAGGUAGGGGUCAGAUGGAUAGCACUACCACCUGCUUCAAUCUUAUUUCUAUUAAUUCAUGGAAUGCUUUUCAAGGAGGUGGUGCGUUUGGCAGAGACGAAACAAUAUUAUGUUGAUAAUGCGAAUUUGUCUGAUGCCUUGCCACUUAAUCAGAGGAAGUCACUGAUCGCACAGACCCUUAAUUUCUUGGAAGUCAUUUUUCGGGAUGUCAACAAUCACAACAAUUCAGGAAAGCGUUGUGAUGGCGAAGACUCUGCUGCAUGUUUCCACUUCAAGAAUCUGUAUACAGGGGACAAUUCUCCUUUUGAGUAUGCAGAUAUGGUUAAAACCACAACCCACAAGUCACCUAGUAAUUUCUCAAAACUUGCAGAGAGCUUGUUCAAGAAGGGCUAUGAUAUUGUUUCUGUUGGAACAGAGAACCAUUUAGUGUUGGUGAAUUUAAGAGACAAGGGCAUUGAUGGCUCAAGAGCUGAAAAAGUUUUGGAAUCAAUCCAUAUUGCAGCAAUUACAAAUAACGUUCCUGGGUACCUGUUUGUCGUGGUCCCUGUUGGUGUCCUGUCCAUUGAGUCACCCUUCUCAUUUGAGACUAUCGUCGGGGUGGAAGGAUUGGAGAUUGACAAAUGAUAUAUCUUCCCUCAAUUUGCUACAAACCCUGAAGAAAUUGUAUGUUGAAUUCGAGAAUGCUGGAGUUCUGAUCACUGACCAGAAGAUUUCAAGGAUGUUUAAAGUAGUGGAAGACUGCUGAGCAGCUGGAAUUCUUGUUAUGGUAAUCAUGGGAGAUAACCAGAACAUUGCGGAAGCAAUAUGCCGUGAAAUAGGCGUGUUUAGUACUGAUGGAGACGUACAUUCAAGAAGCCUUACAGGAAAAGAGUUUAUGAGUACUAUACGUGAUCCAAAAGCCCAUCUGAGACAAGGUGAUGGCCUUCUGUUUUCAAGGGUCGAACCAAAGCACAUUGUGAGGUUGCUUAAAGAGGAUGGUGAGGUUGCUGCUAUAACUGUUGAUGGAAUGAAUGGUGCAUCUACUUUGAAGCUUGCUGAUAUCGGGAUUGUAAUGGCCAUUUCUGGAACUGAGGUGCUUCUAGAGCUGAAGGAGAGUGCUGCUGCGUUCAAACAAGUCCCCACAAUUUCUUUUUUAAGCCUUGAGGACAAGGCUAAUUUUCAAGGGGGAAGUAUUGUUAUGUACCCAAUUUGUAAUUGAGGUUUAUGCUCUAAUUAAGAGUGUAAUUGAGUGUUUUACUUGUUAUUAGGGGAAUUUGUUAGAAAUGUCAGCUGGCAGUAGUCACACUUCGUGUAUAAGAGCACCAGCUCCUUGGUUUGUAAACAGAUCAGAAUGUUACAAAAGAAAUAAAUAUAAAAAUAUUGGAGCUCUGCUCCUUAUCUUCCUC